Molecule: messenger RNA, 1326 nt
Organism: Boleophthalmus pectinirostris (great blue-spotted mudskipper)
Lineage: Eukaryota; Metazoa; Chordata; Actinopteri; Gobiiformes; Gobiidae
Gene: rnmt
Product: RNA (guanine-7-) methyltransferase
Exons: 11
Coding region: 85-1245 (386 amino acids)
Biological process (GO): 7-methylguanosine mRNA capping
Cellular component (GO): nucleus
Molecular function (GO): mRNA 5'-cap (guanine-N7-)-methyltransferase activity
Source: RefSeq, a predicted model, not a curated record
AAACCGCAGAAGCAGCAGAGUGAAAGUGCGCAUGUGCAAAAGCAGCAGAGUGGUUGUUUUGCGUGAUUGUAACUUUUUUUUACAAUGGAACCGAACUCCGAGUCCAGACCGGAGUCCAGACCAGAGUCCAGACCAGAGUCCAGACCAGAGUCCAGACCAGAGUCCAGACCAGAGUCCAGACCGAAGAGGAAACUGGAGGAGGAUGAGGAGAGUCUGAGUAAGAGGAAGGCGGGGGACCACAGCUCUGAAGUGGCCGAUCAUUACAACCGUCUGCAGGAGGUGGGUCUGCAGCUGCGCAGCCAGAGCCGCAUCGUCCACAUGAGGAACUUCAACAACUGGGUCAAGAGUGUGCUCAUCGGGGAGAUCCUGGACCAGUUGAGGAGGUCCAGACCUGGUCCAGUUCGAGUCCUGGACUUGGGUUGUGGUAAAGGAGGAGAUUUACUGAAGUGGAGACGAGGCAACAUCAGCCACCUGGUUUGUACAGACAUCGCUGAAGUUUCUGUGGAUCAGUGCAGGAGUCGAUUUGAGGAAAUGAAAAGAAAAAGUCACAACGACGACGACAUUUUCACGGCCGAGUUCAUCACAGCAGACGCCACCAAGGAGCCCCUGUGGCCGCGGCUGGCUGACCCCUGUGUGACCUUUGACCUGUGCAGUUGUCAGUUUGUGGUUCAUUAUUCGUUUGAGUCUCGGGUCAAAGCAGAAACGAUGUUGAGAAACGCCUGCGAACGUCUGAGGCCCGGAGGAUACUUCAUCGGGACCACGCCGGACGCCUACGAGCUCAUGAGGCGAGCGUCCCUGUCCCCGGAUCUGUCCUUUGGAAACGAAGUCUUCAGAGUCCGGUUUAAGUCCGGGUUUAAGUCCGGACUUCCCGUGUCUCUGUUUGGAGCCGAGUAUCACUUCAGCCUCGAGGGCGUCGUCGACGUCCCCGAGUUUAUGGUCUACUUCCCCCUCAUGGUCAGGAUGCUGGAGAAGUUGGGGAUGCGUCUUAUUUUGAAACGUCGGUUCAGUGAGUUUUUCGAGGAGAAAGUGAAAGACGAGCGUCACCGUGGUCUUCUGCAGAAGAUGGGCGCUCUCGAGCCAUUUCCCGCCGCAGACGGUCACCAGGCAACCAGCUCUGAGGGCGAGUACAGUCAUGUGACUCCAGGGUCACGUGACCGGCCCCUGGGCACGCUCAGCCGCUCCGAGUGGGAAGCAGCCAGCAUCUACCUGGUGUAUGUGUUCCAGAAAAUGGAGCCCUCGCCGUGACCUCUGUGUGACCUCUGUGUGACCUCUCUGUGACCUCUGUGUGACCUCUGGGCAGUUUUGUAAAUAAAAACUUCAAAUGUA